Theobroma umbraticum is the source of this 1460-nucleotide messenger RNA. RefSeq lists its product as uncharacterized. Gene Ontology annotation, molecular function: S-adenosylmethionine-dependent methyltransferase activity. The record is from RefSeq and is a predicted model, not a curated record. NCBI's taxonomy places the organism in Eukaryota, Viridiplantae, Streptophyta, Magnoliopsida, Malvales, Malvaceae.
AAAGAACGAGUCCUACGGGUUUGCUUUCAAAGAUUUAAUUCUGAGUCAGUUUUCUAAAGAUCCAUCCAUGGAUCUCCAAAGAGCUAGCAAAGAGUAACUUCAAUAGGGAAUGGCUUUAAAAAUCAAAAUGUGCAAUCCCAUUUAAUCAAGAAAGUGCUUUUGUUAGAUAAAGUUAUUAAUAAAUUUAUCUAUUGAAGAUUUUAAUGCAUUGAAGUUUAGUAAAUAAUCUGUUCAGUAUUAUUAUUUCUGUUACUCGAUUAAAUUAUUUACGUUGACCAAAUGGAGGAACAAGAUUUUAAUUUUAUUUUUGGUAGGCUGAUCAAAUGAAGGAAUUUCAACCCUCAGAAAGUAUUUAGUAGUUUGAAUGUAGGAUGAUUUCUCUAAAAUGGACCUAACUGAGACAACAAAGUCAAAAGCCACACCACAAUAAAGCUGGAGUUGAGGUGACAACUUCAGUAGCCAUCCGCGUGACCUGCAAGACACUGUGACGCCUUCUGGUAAAAAUUCCAAAACCCCAUCAAUGUCUGUUUGUUUUCUUCUUGCCACAGGUUCAAUCCGAUUACUUUGGUCCUCACUCACUCACAUUCCAUUACCUCUAGCCGAAUAAACCUUCGUCAACCAAAACAAGUCCUUCUUCUCUCAUGUAAACAUGAAUCUCUCCUUUUCAAAGCUCCCUAUCCUCCUCAGACCUUUCCUCCUUUCUCUCAUUCUCUCCGUACUGUUUCUAGCGUUCUUAGCCACCCAAUCCCCUCACCACCGUCUGAAAACCGCCCUCAUCCAGAACUCUAGAAAUCCUCCUUCCAGCAACAAUUCCGCCGGCGGCCUUCGUAUCCGACCAGGUUACUCUUCCUACAAUGCAUACAUCGAGCGCCAGCUCACCAAAACCUUGAACCCCAAACUCCGAAAGAUAUGGACGACUCGCGACUGGGACAGGAAAGUCCGCGUCUUCGUCCGUUUCUUCGAAAGCCUAAAGCAAAGAAACCUUCUUUUCAACGAUUCAAAAGCAUUGUCCAUCGGAGCUCGAGUUGGGCAAGAAGUGGAGGCAAUGAGGCUGGUGGGCGUGUCGGACUCGGUCGGCAUAGAUUUGGUGCCCUACCCUCCACUUGUAGUAAAAGGAGAUUUUCAUGCACAGCCAUUUGAGAACCGGACCUUUGACUUUGAGUUCUCUAACGUGUUCGAUCACGCGCUGUAUCCCUGGAAGUUCGUCGGGGAGAUCGAACGGACGUUGAAGCCAGGUGGGGUUUGUGUUCUGCACGUGGCGUUAUCCCGACGGGCUGAUAAGUACUCGGCCAAUGAUUUGUAUAGCGUGGAGCCAUUGGUGGAGCUGUUUAAGGAGUCGGAACUGGUCGAGAAAACACUUGGCAGUAUACGUACGAAGUUAGUAUUUCCUUUAGUAUAAAUCUGCAUUGGGGUGGCAAGAGAUGAGCAAAAGCCUGUAAUUCAUGAGUGAAUAUAUCCAA